AUGCCACUCUCAGGCUCGAUAGACUUGUCUCUCGCGAUACAAUCACUACACGUUCGGAUCGCAGACCUCGGUAGACGUGAGCAAGAGGCCCGCAAUAUUCUACAGUACAUCUGUGACCAGAAACAUGUCCUAGAAGCUGAGCGUGCGUGUCUCGAAGCACAGCUCAAUCCUUUCAACAGAUUGCCCACCGAACUGCUCAUUCAAAUUUUCCUCCACUACGUGUACGCUGAUGAUUCUGGAAGUUCAAACGACGGCAGCUCUAGCUUCUACCGGCCACUGACCUUGGUGGGCAUCUGCCAACGAUGGCGCACGGUCGCCUUUGCCGCCUCGGCGUUGUGGACUCGUGUCUUGUUUUCGCACCCCCACAUGGUCUCUCUGUUCCUCGAACAUUCUCGCGGCGCUCGUCUGGACCUAGUGGGUGGCACCCCGCAACCGCCGUAUGUCUCUUCGGAUUUCUUCCAGAGCAUCCGCGACGCUCUCGCACGGGUGCGCUCGAUUUCGUGGAGCUCUUGCACCGAAUCUGUCCGUGUUAUCUUCGAAGCCGUCGCCGGCGCGCUCUCUCUUCCGAGCUUGGAAAAUCUGGACCUGGUUGCCCAAGCGCCUGGUUUAUCGACUAGCCGGCGUUUAUCCUCCGGCACGUCGCUCCCAGCUCUUCGGACUUUUCGUCUCGGCUUGGUCUCCCUCUCCACUCUACCUAUCUGCCAGCUUCCGGCUUUGCGCUCCCUCACCCUCAGCUUUCCUCCUGGCGAAAGGCAUGUCCGAUUGGAGUUAUCUGCGCUCUGUGCGCUGUUGUCUCGCGCACCAAACUUGCAUGAUCUUAUUCUGGACGAUGCCAUACCCGUCAUGGACGUUUAUGUUCUUCUGGGAUCUAGCUUCGGCAACUUACAGGGCCUGCAGCCGCCUUACUUUGCAUCGAAGACACCCAUCCACACCCGAUCUAUUGCUAUGUCUCAGCUGCGUCGGCUCGACUGGAGCUUUGCACCACCCCAGGAUCUGUGGCUUUGGUUCAGCUUCUUGGAGACUCCUUCACUUAUCCGACUUGAUCUCUGCCUCAACAAGGGGAGUGUAAGGUGGGAACAGAGCUAUGAGCACUUUGCGCGAAACCAGCUCAUAUCCCCGAUUAUCGGUGGGGCCCCGGAUCCCGUCCAUCUAGAAAAACUAGAGGAACUCAGCAUUGAGUGUGUCGAUAUAGAAGGUCUAGUGACGGUGCUAAAGAAGCUCCAUUUCUCCCGUCUGAAGAAGCUUGCUCUUGUUUACAUCCCUCCCCACAUGGACCGCAUACUGUUUCUGCCCCAGCUCCCUCGCCAGGAGUCUAUUUUCCGUGAGCCACGUCUCCUGCUUUUGACAAAUCUCUCUCUUGCCUACCUCCAAUUGGACCCUGAGAACUUCCAGCUGAUGCUGCGCUACAUGCCCCUCCUUGAGUCUUUCUCCCUGCGCACAUGCCCCGGUGCCGGAAAGGUGAUCUGCACCCUCUCUGGCGGCUCGUGCACCAAUGCGCACCGCAACCCCACGAGGAUCUGGGUGUGCUCGCGCCUGCGCGAGAUCAAGCUCUUUGAUUGCGCCGACGUGAAGUUUAGCUGCCUCUCGGGGCUGAUCCGGGCCAGGAGCGCGAGCGUGCGGGCUAACGAGGGGAGUGGUGCGAAUGCGGGGGUGGCUGCGAGGCCCGACCAGAGGCCUAUCAGGCCGCUCAAGAGGUAUCCGUGCCUUGCCCAAGGUGGACCUCCUGCGACACCGCCUAGGAAGCUGACUGUGGGAGGCGCAUCAUCUCCUGUGACUGCAGACACGCCCAAUAGAGGCUCCGUGUCGGGGUGGAACGCGCCGCUGGAGGUCUCGACCCCGACGAAGAUCGACUCCGUGUGCGUUGACGGGUGUGUGUGCGUCUCGGAGAUAGAGGCCAUGACGCUGCAGGAGCUGGGUGUCUCGAGCGUUGUUUGGUAUCCCUGA
This is a messenger RNA of Fibroporia radiculosa, 1944 nucleotides long. RefSeq lists its product as uncharacterized. Bases 1 to 1944 code for a protein of 647 amino acids. The transcript has a single exon. Lineage: Eukaryota; Fungi; Basidiomycota; Agaricomycetes; Polyporales; Fibroporiaceae. The record is from RefSeq and is a predicted model, not a curated record.